AUGGUAAACUAUCUAAGAAAAUUUGUACCUAAUAUGGCUAAUAUUGCAUCACCUCUGCAACUUUUAUUAAAAAAAGAAGUUAGCUGGUUGUGGACUGACCAUCAUGAAAGUGUUUUUAAUAAUAUUAAGAAAAAAAUUAGCAAAGCCCCAAUAUUACAAAAUUGUAAUGCAAAAUUACCCACAGUCAUACAAAGUGAUGCAUCUCAAAAUGGCCUAGGCUGUUGUCUUCUCCAAAAUGGUACACCAGUGUACUUCGCAUCCAGAAGUUUAACUCCUUCUGAGAGAAUAUUUUCGCAAAUUGAAAAAGAACUUUUAAGUAUUGUUUAUGUGACGCAAAAAUUUCAUUAUUACAUAUAUGGACAUAAGGUCACUGUUGUUAAUGACCACAAACCUUUAGAAUUCUUACUAAAAAAACACUUACAUAAGGUCCCGUCACCAAGGCUAUAA
Parnassius mnemosyne (clouded apollo) is the source of this 447-nucleotide messenger RNA. Lineage: Eukaryota; Metazoa; Arthropoda; Insecta; Lepidoptera; Papilionidae. The record is from the annotation of a GenBank genome assembly.